CAACGGUGGCACUUCCGCGCGUGCGCGCGGAGGAGGGGGCCGCGCCGCCGCCAUCUUGCCCCGGGAGCGGGCCCGCCGCCAUGGAGGCGGGCGCGGGCGGGCGCAAGGAGCGGCCGAAGCCGCGGGAGCCGGCGGCGCGGCUGGAGAGGGCCCGGCAGAGGGCGGCGCAGCAGGAGCUCAAGCAGCGGCAGCGGGCGGAGAUCUAUGCCCUGAACCGGGUGAUGACGGAGCUGGAGCAGCAGCAGUUCGACUCCUUCUGCAGGCAGAUGCAGGCGUCGGGCGAGUGACCCCUGGCCCCCUCCAGCCCCGCGUUAUUUAUUAGCAGAGAGCCCCUUGCUUUGGGGCUUUUCCUAAAUAAACCCUGUGCUGGUCC
Messenger RNA from Neopsephotus bourkii (Bourke's parrot), 373 nucleotides. It is a transcript of the gene SVBP, whose product is annotated as small vasohibin binding protein. Gene Ontology annotation, biological process: negative regulation of protein ubiquitination; protein secretion. Lineage: Eukaryota; Metazoa; Chordata; Aves; Psittaciformes; Psittacidae. The transcript has 3 exons. The record is from RefSeq and is a predicted model, not a curated record. Gene Ontology annotation, cellular component: apical part of cell. The coding region runs from base 81 to 287 and encodes 68 amino acids.